ACUCAAAUCAAGAAGCUUCAACGCAGCAACCUCAACAAUCUGGUGAUACAUCCAAUAAUAGUAGCGCAGUCAACACCAGUGCAGCCAGUGGAGAAGGUACAGGUGCACAAUCAUCUCCUCCUUCUGCGUCUUCUCAAACUGAUGGAACUGCGGAAGGUGGUAAUUCUGCAGAAACAUCAACGAAUAACUCAGCGAGUACGAACCCUGAAACUGAUAGCACAUCCACUAAUGAGGAAUCAACCAGCACCUCAACAACAACAACACUUCCUCCUGAAACUGCAAACAACAACAAGAAGGGUGAUGCAGACAGCAGCAGCAGUAUCAGCAGUUCUGUGUGGGUGCGUGUACCACUACUGA
This is a messenger RNA of Trypanosoma theileri, 357 nucleotides long. RefSeq lists its product as uncharacterized. The record is from RefSeq and is a predicted model, not a curated record. The transcript has a single exon. The annotation marks the transcript as partial. NCBI's taxonomy places the organism in Eukaryota, Euglenozoa, Kinetoplastea, Trypanosomatida, Trypanosomatidae.